CCGCGCAGAGUUCUCGCGCUCUCCAAUGGUCACCCGGCUGCGUAACGGCACGCACUUCGCCUACUUCUUUAUUCCCAAAUUAAGAAUAACAAACAACAACAACAACCUCUUUCUGUCGACAUCUUUCCUUUACUUUUCUCUUCUCCGGGUCGUUUCGAGUCGAGAUUAGACACAGAGAGAGAGAGAGAGAGAGAGCAGGCGUUUUGGACUUAAAUCAAGGCUAAUAUUCGCUGUUUCUGGCUAAGAGUGAAGAAAGAUAACACUCCUCUGGAUUUUCUGACGGAUUUCUUUCGCCCCUUUCCUGAGCGUCUUGGUUCCCAAGGCUUUGCAGUCUUCUUUCAGGAUAUGUAAUGUGACCAAGAGCAACAGGAAAGGGAAAUUCAGAGGAGUUUUAUCCUUUCGUCCCUCUGGCCGGAGCAGCUCAGCCGCCUCAUCCCCUUCAAACCGGUGGGCUGAAGUAUCCUUCACACCCUCGUGGGGGCAGAUGUAGUGUGAGAAGAGUGCAAGUCUAAAGGUUUAACACACCGUCAUGACACAAGCGUGACCCGAUCAGAAGAAGAGUCUCCGCUCUGGUUCUCCACCCUGGGAUGUAAAGUGCAGAAUGAACCUUUCAAACAGGUCUCAGGGGAGAAAAUGUUCCAUUGACCUUCACAACUGCAACCUCAAGAACAUAUUUCACUCCAACUCCAGUCUCUCACCAGGCCUCAGUUGACGAGGGAUCUUUUUAGCUCUUCAACCACAGGGACCACUGCUUGAGCUUAGAAAGGUUGUGAGAGGUGAAUAGGAGACUCGCAGCGUUUGUGCCAUCGAGGCUGCUGAAGCACACGUGCCAACCAUCACGAUGCCAACCCUGCUGCUGCUGCUGCUCGCCUCCUUACUGCUUCUCACACACGCCGAGACACCACCAAAGUUUUUAAGGACCCCCAGCGACCAAACGGGUGUGCAAGGCGGCGUCGCUUCCUUUGUUUGCCAGGCCUCGGGUGACCCGCGACCCAAAAUCGUUUGGAACAAGAAGGGGAAGAGAGUGAGCAACCAGAGAUUUGAGGUGAUAGAGUUUGACGAUGGCUCCGGCUCCGUCCUGAGAAUCCAGCCCUUGCGCACUCCUCGGGAUGAAGCCAUUUAUGAAUGCGUGGCCUCUAACAGUGUUGGAGAGAUUAGCGCCACCACGCGCCUCACUGUCUUACGUGAGGAUCAGCUUCCUUCUGGAUUCCCCACCAUAGACAUGGGUCCUCAGCUGAAGGUAGUGGAGCGAACUCGCACCGCCACCAUGCUGUGUGCCGCGAGCGGGAACCCAGACCCUGACAUCUCCUGGUUUAAAGAUUUCCUCCCUGUUAACACCAGCAACAACAAUGGCAGAAUCAAACAGCUCCGAUCAGAGUCUUUUGGUGGUACUCCAAUACGAGGAGCACUCCAGAUCGAACAGAGCGAGGAGUCUGACCAAGGAAAAUACGAGUGUGUCGCGACUAAUAACGACGGCACCCGCUACUCGGCUCCUGCAAACUUAUAUGUGCGAGAGCUGCGAGAAGUUCGCCGGGUUCCACCACGUUUCUCGAUACCGCCCACGGAUAGUGAGAUCAUGCCAGGGGGCAGUGUGAACAUCACCUGUGUGGCAGUGGGCUCACCCAUGCCCUAUGUCAAAUGGAUGCUGGGCUCGGAGGACUUGACCCCGGAGGACGACAUGCCCAUUGGGCGAAAUGUCCUGGAGCUCACCAAUGUUUACCAGUCAGCCAACUACACUUGCGUAGCCAUGUCCACACUGGGUGUCAUCGAAGCCGUGGCACAGAUUACAGUCAAAGCUCUACCCAAGCCACCAGGUGUUCCUGUGGUAACAGAACGCACAGCAACCAGCAUCACCCUCACUUGGGACUCUGGGAACCCGGAGCCAGUUUCCUAUUACAUCAUUCAACACAAGUCGAAAUAUUCAGAAGACUCCUAUAAAGAGAUCGAUGGUGUAGCUACCACUCGCUACAGUGUGGGUGGCCUGAGUCCAUACUCCGAUUAUGAAUUCCGUGUGGUUGCGGUGAACAACAUCGGUCGUGGACCCUCUAGCGAAGCAAUAGAGGCCAAAACCGCUGAGCAGGCACCCAGCACAGCUCCUCGCCAAGUCCGAGGCCGCAUGCUAAGCGCUACAACAGCUAUUAUACACUGGGAAGAACCUGAAGAGGCUAACGGUCAGAUCAUGGGCUACAGGGUGUACUACACCAUGGAUCCAAGCCAGCACGUCAAUCAGUGGGAGAAACAGAUUGUUCGGAAUGCUAACUUUCUAACUAUUCAGGGCUUGACGCCUAAUAAGACUUAUUAUAUCAAGGUUUUGGCAUACACAUCUGUAGGAGAUGGACCUCUUUCAUCUGACCUGCAGAUCAUAGCCAAGACUGGAGUUCCAUCUCAGCCGACAGACUUCAAAGCUGAAGCCAAAUCUGAGACGAGUAUCCUGUUGUCAUGGGUCGCUCCUCCACAGAGUGGACAGGACAGUCAAAUCACUGGAUACGAACUGCUUUACAAGAGAAAAGAUGAGAAGGAGGAGAAACGUGUGAGCUUCGAACCCACCACCACCUACCUCCUGAAGGAUCUGAGGCCCUUCACCACUUACACCUUCCAGCUGGCAGCCCGAAGCAGGCAUGGCACUGGUGCCUACACCAAUGAGAUCUCAGCAGAAACACCUCAGACACAACCCUCAGCCCCACCUCAGGAAGUUACAUGUUUUAGUUCUAGUUCCACAAGUAUCCUGGUAAGUUGGAAGCCACCUCCUGUGGAGCUGCAGAAUGGGAUCAUUACCAAAUACACCAUUCAGUAUGCUGCGACAGAGGGGGAAGACACCUCGUUACAGGAGAUCAAGGAAAUUCUACCCGAAAAGAGACAAUACCUUCUGGAAAACUUGGAAAAAUGGACGGAAUACCGCGUGACUGUUACGGCUCAUACAGAUGUUGGAGCAGGGCCGGAAAGCCUACCACAACUCAUCCGUACAGAGGAGGAUGUUCCCAGUGGCCCACCUCGUAAAGUUGAGGUGGAGGCUGUCAACUCCUCGUCUGUUAAAGUGCUGUGGCGAUCGCCGGUGCUCAACAGACAUCACGGGCAAAUUCGCGGCUACCAGGUGCAUUAUGUCAGGAUGCUUAAUGGGGAACCAGUGGGCCAUUCUGCCAUCAAGGACAUCUUGAUUGAUGAUGCUCAGUGGGAGUAUGAUGAUUCAACCGAAUAUGAAAUGAUCCUGACAGAUUUGCAGGCAGAGACCACUUAUUCAGUUACAGUGGCUGCCUAUACAACAAAAGGUGAUGGAGCUCGCAGUAAGCCCAAAGUGGUCACAACCAUGGGUGCAGUCCCGGAAAAGCCUCGGCUGAUGGUCAGUCCCACUAACAUGGGCACAGCUUUGCUUCAAUGGCACCCUCCCCCAAAUACACACGGGCCGCUCCAGGGCUACCGUCUCCGCUUUGGACGUAAAGAUGUCGAGCCCCUGACGGUCAUUGAGUUCUCAGAGCGGGAGAACCACUACACCACCAAAGAAAUUCACAAGGGAGCAUCCUAUAUUUUCCGACUCUCUGCUCGCAACAAGGUGGGCUUUGGUGAGGAAACGGUUAAAGAGAUCACAACCCCUGAGGACAAACCCUCCGGCUUCCCACAAGGGAUUAAAGCCGAAAGCGCCACCACAACUACCAUUCAGGUCACCUGGCAGCCCGUGCUACUGGCAGAGCGCAAUGGCAUUAUUGUCAAAUAUGCCCUUCAAUACAAAGACAUCAAUAGUCCUAGGAGUCCAUCUGAGCUUUUCAUCACUGCCCCCGAGUCCACCGUGAACCUGGAUGGUCUUAGAGCUGACACUACUUACGAUAUCAAAAUGUGUGCCUUCACCAGCAAGGGCCCUGGGCCUUAUAGCCCUAGCAUCCAGUUCAGAACUCAACCACUUGAUCAAGGUAGGAGGACCAAACCAGCUCUUCCAACACUCCCAGCAUCAACCUCCGAUCUACCAGCAGUGUUUGCAAAAAAUUUUCAUGUGAAAGCUGCCAUGAAGACCUCAGUGCUGCUUACAUGGGAGAUUCCGGACAACUACAAUCCCGCCCAACCGUUCACCAUUCUGUAUGAUAAUGGCCAGAGCGUAGAGGUGGAUGGGAAAUUGACCCAGAAGUUAAUCACGAAUCUGCAGCCAGAGACACAGUACUCUUUCCUCCUGACCAACCGGGGGAACAGCGCUGGCGGUCUGCAGCACCGCGUCUCCACCAUGACCGCCCCGGAUAUUCUUCGCACCAAACCAUACUUAAUCGGCAAGACCAACUCGGACGGCAUGGUCACUGUGGAACUGCCCUCCGUACAUACCACUGAGAAAGUCAAGGGAUACUACGUUGUGGUGGUUCCUCUAAAGAAACAGCGCCCCGGGAAGUUUAUCAAACCCUGGGACAGCCCAGACGAGAUGAACCUGGAGGAGCUUCUGAGAGAGAUCAACCGAACGAGUGGAGGUGUGCGUUUCCGAAGACAGGCUGAGCCUAAACCAUACAUCGCAGCGUUCUUCAAAGAACUGCCUACCGAGUUCACGCUCGGAGACAGCAAGAUGUACGGAGACUUCGAGAACAAGCAGCUACUCAACGGACAUGAAUACAUCUUCUUUGUUCUUGCCGUGCUGGAGAUCUCCGAAAAUACCAUGUACGCAACAAGUCCGUACUCUGACCCGGUGGUUUUGGCGGAUAUUGACCCCCAGCCUAUCAUCGAUGAAGAGGAAGGCCUAAUCUGGGUCGUGGGUCCUGUCCUGGCUGUCGUCUUCAUCAUCUGCAUAGUCAUCGCUAUUCUCCUGUACAAGAGGAAACGAGCCGAGUCAGAGGCUAGGAAAGGCAGUUUACCCAACAGUAAGGAAAUGCCGUCCCAUCAUCCCACUGAUCCAGUGGAGCUACGGCGCCUCAACUUCCAAACUCCCGGUUCCGGUGCCUCCGGUUACCCCAGUAACCUCCAUCUGUCAAGUAUGGCGAGCCACCCGCCGAUUCCCAUCAUGGAACUAGCCGACCACCUGGAGAGACUCAAAGCUAAUGACAACCUGAAGUUCUCACAGGAAUAUGAGUCUAUAGAUCCAGGCCAGCAGUUUACAUGGGAGCACUCGAACCUGGAGGUGAACAAAGCCAAGAACCGAUACGCCAAUGUCAUCGCCUACGACCACUCCAGAGUGCUGCUCUCCUCCAUCGACGGCAUUCCAGGGAGCGACUACAUCAACGCCAACUACAUCGACGGUUACAGAAAGCAGAACGCGUACAUCGCCACUCAGGGCUCGCUGCCCGAGACCUUCGGCGAUUUCUGGAGGAUGAUCUGGGAGCAGCGCAGCGCUAACAUCGUCAUGAUGACCAAGCUGGAGGAGCGCUCAAGGGUGAAGUGUGACCAGUACUGGCCCAACAGGGGGUCCGAAACAUACGGCCUGAUCCAGGUGACGCUGCUGGACACAGUGGAGCUGGCUACCUACUGCGUCAGGACCUUUGCACUUUAUAAAAGUGGCUGUAGUGAGAAACGGGAGGUGAGGCAGUUCCAGUUUACAGCGUGGCCUGAUCACGGGGUUCCUGAACACCCCACACCGUUCUUGGCCUUCCUGCGCAGGGUCAAAGCCUGUAACCCUCCAGACGCAGGGCCUAUGGUGGUGCACUGCAGCGCCGGCGUGGGUCGAACCGGCUGCUUCAUCGUGAUCGACGCCAUGUUGGAGCGGAUCAAGCACGAAAAGACGGUGGACAUUUACGGCCACGUGACGCUGAUGCGCGCCCAGAGGAACUACAUGGUGCAGACGGAGGACCAGUACGUGUUCAUCCACGAUGCCCUGCUGGAGGCCGUGACCUGCGGCAACACGGAGGUCCCCGCCCGCAACCUUUACGCCUACAUCCAGAAACUCACCCACAUCGAGACGGGAGAGAACGUCACGGGCAUGGAGCUGGAGUUUAAGCGUUUGGCCAACACGAAGGCUCACACGUCACGCUUCAUCAGUGCCAACCUGCCCUGCAACAAGUUCAAGAAUCGGCUGGUCAACAUCAUGCCAUACGAGUCGACACGAGUAUGUCUGCAGCCCAUCAGAGGCGUGGAGGGAUCUGAUUACAUCAACGCCAGCUUCAUCGAUGGCUACCGGCAGCAGAAGGCUUACAUUGCCACGCAGGGCCCUUUGGCUGAGACCACAGAAGAUUUCUGGAGGAUGCUGUGGGAGCACAACUCCACCAUUGUGGUGAUGCUCACUAAACUCCGAGAGAUGGGCAGGGAAAAAUGCCAUCAGUACUGGCCAGCGGAGCGCUCUGCUCGGUAUCAGUACUUCGUGGUGGACCCCAUGGCCGAGUACAACAUGCCUCAGUACAUCCUACGAGAGUUUAAAGUCACCGACGCCAGGGACGGUCAGUCCCGGACGGUGCGGCAGUUCCAGUUCACCGACUGGCCCGAGCAGGGCGUGCCCAAAUCAGGAGAGGGUUUCAUCGACUUCAUCGGCCAAGUGCACAAAACAAAGGAGCAGUUCGGCCAGGAUGGACCAAUCACAGUGCACUGCAGCGCGGGUGUCGGGAGGACAGGAGUCUUCAUCACUCUCAGUAUCGUUCUGGAGAGGAUGAGGUAUGAGGGAGUAGUGGACAUCUUUCAGACGGUCAAGAUGCUGAGGACACAGAGACCAGCCAUGGUACAGACAGAGGAUCAAUACCAGUUCUGCUACCGCGCUGGUUUGGAGUAUCUGGGAAGCUUCGAUCACUAUGCAACGUAAGAGUCCGCUUCACCCCCGAGGAGCGCCGAAGGCCGUCCAGAGGUCACUUCUUCUGAGCCAUAAAAUUCCUGCUUGUGAAAAGUACUUCUUAAAACUCCUAGUCCAAGACAUGAUUCGUUUGUUGGGUGUGGAAAAAAAAAAUAAAAAAUAAAAAUAACAAAAAAAUAAAAUAAAAUAAAAUAAAAAAGCAAAACAAAACACAAACAUAUGAAAUACCAGGUGGACCAAGAACAACCCCCCCCCCCCCUUUCCCUCCAAAGUCCAAUAACUUCCCACUCCCGACUCGCAGACGUGUAUCCGGACUUCUGAAGCGUCACGCCGUUUCCAGGAUACGUCUCGGAUUGAUGAACGCAAACAAAAAAAAAAAAAAAAGAAACAAAUCCAGACAGCAACAAGGUACUGCAUUAAAACGAACACGUCGUGGUGGACCGCGUUGUAAAGAGACAAACGAUUACGAGGAGGGACAUCUCAUCUCAUCGACGAAGAGAAUCGAUCGGUGAAGAAAAAAAAAAGAAAUAAAGAAACACACAAACGGACGUAUGUAAUAGUAAUAAUAAAAAACCCCUAUCUUGUCCCAAUGUUCGUCCUUCAGUUAGGGGGAGUGUACAAACACCAGACGAAUAAAGAAGUUAUUGAUUUAGUUUUUUAGUACUUUAUUACUCGACUGAGCGGUAAUUCAUUUUGAAACUAUGUGAAUUUUAUUUUAUUUUAUUUUUUUAAAAAACAGGUAAUCACUCAACGUUAGUCCAACCCGAGUAUUAUCUCACUCUCUUUCCAUUCAUGUUAUUAUAUAUAUAUUUUUUUUUUUAAAAAACUGUUUUAUUGUAUACACGUAUACCUGUACAUCUGUUGUUUGUUUGUUUGUUUUUUUUUUCAUUUUUUAUUUUUCCCUCCUUCUCGAUUUUCUUUGUUUUUUUGUUCUUAUCGUUGUUGUUUUUGUCAUAUAUAUGGCACUUGCUGUGGUCCUGUAUUAACUCUGACCGAAUGGUAGACUUUGAUACAGGGUCUUAACUGUCCAUGGUCACAUACACAACCGUCUCUAUUUCGUACUUUUCGGGGAAUCCGUGGAAUCAAAAGGGGAGGCACAGUAUGAAGUUGCUGCUACAGAAUAUCUUAGUUCUUCCAUGUUUAACAGACGAGCCUCCAAAACGUGAGAGACAGAGAGAGAGAGGAAAAUAUAUAGAAAUUAUAAAUAUAUAUAGAUAUAUAGAUAUAUAAUUAAAUCAGCAGCUCAUAUAUAUAUAUAUAUAUAUAUAUAUAUAUAUAUAUAUAUAUAUAUAUAUAUAUAUAUAUAUAUAUAUAUAAUUAAAUCAGCAGCUCAUAUAUAUAUAUAUAUAUGUAUAGUGUAUAUAUAAUAUUGAAAUAUUUAUUAGAGAAUUAUUAAUUAUGUACAAAAAUAUAUCAUAUAUAUAUAAACAAGAGAGAUAAAAUGCUACAUGAAAGUUUCCACAAUGAGAUUUUGUCCUUUUUUGAAGGGGAAAUGAAGAGAUCGUUCACUGGAAUGCACAUCGGUAGGUAAAAAUAAAUCGUAUUUCAAUUCAGUGCAUCUUUUCUCGUGCAAUAAAUAGGUGUAUUAUAGAUUCUUCGGGAUCGGGACAGGGACAGGAAGCGGUGUGAAGUCGUGAUGCCUGAGCGCGUUUCAUGUACACUUCUCCCGUCAAGAUCGAAGGUCAAGCGUGGCGAAGCGGCGCCACGGUCAUCUCAUUAUAUAUAGGGCAAGGUACAAAGACAUCAUGGUAUUUUUCUUUUUUGUUUUUCUUUUUAAUUUUCGUUUUUGCAUUUAGAGUGCCUUAUAUUUAUGCCUGUUCUCUUUUUUAUGAAUACUAUUCAUUUUACCAUGUACUGUUUUGAGUAGUCCAGUAUUUAUCUACAUAUUAUCACUCAUUUUAAUUUCCAUUAUAUAAGAUUAUAUAUAUAUAUAUAUAUAUAUAUAUAUAUAUAUAUAUAUAUAUAUAUAUAUAUAUAUCUAUCUAUAUGCAAAUAAUGUCCAUCCGUCCUGUUUUAUUUUCUGAGGCCUUACUCCGGCUCAGUGAACGGACGAAUCGGAGGUGAAUUAGACGGUUGACUAUCCGUAUACUCCGCUUUACAGCUUAGUCGCAGCAGCAGGAAGUUAUACCGCGAGCUGUUCUGCUCUCGCUAGUUCUGUUUCUCUGAAGACAAAACCGUCACGGUGGAACGAUGCAAGAGUUUUUUUGUUUAUUUUUUCGCAGUUUCGGGACAGUCUCCAGAGAGAGGGUUGCACAGUGUACACCCGAACCAAAAGGGGAGCCUUUUUACGUCUUUUCAUCACAUAUAGGACAUCAUGAUCGAAAAUUUGGUAACUAGAACAAAUAAAUCAAACAAAAUGAUGGUUUUGUUUUGAAAAAAAAGUGGUCAGUGGUAAGGAAUGGGGUUAGUGCUCAUAACUUUCCUAACCUGAGUCCUGUGAGAUAGAGUGCGCUAGCUUCGUUAAUCUCGACAAUCUUGUAAAAAUUACUAAGCGACGGACCUGCGACGAUCUUUUCUCGUGUAACAUAGAGGACGUGAUAAUCGAGACUUUACGCUGGGGUUUAUUUUUGUUUCGGGCUUGUGGAUGUGCAUUCCAGGUGCUUUCUUUCCCUUGUCUCAUUUCAACCAUUUUGUUUUGUUUUUGAAAUCUUUCGCAUUGUCGUGACAGCCACCAAGCUACAAAGUGCUAUUAUUUUAGCUUUACAUCCACGUCAGCGCCACCUAGUGAUCAUCAAGAAGUAUUUUCACAAAAUUUCACUGAUGUCUGUGUUCAACAGGGAGGUUUGGGGUUUUUUUUUUUUGUUGUCGUUGUUGUUGUUGUUGUUCUUUUUUUAUUUUUGUUCCAUCUUCAACCUUAUUUGAAUAUGCAUGGGAAGCUUCGCAGAUGGCCGAUGGAGGCCUGGUAGGAAGAAUUGCACUUUCUCUAUCUUUGUACUAUGCACUGCCCUAUUGAUUCUAUACCCAAUAAUGUAUUACUUGAAAGCAUCUGUAAGAAUUCUCCUUCAGCAUUCAUGUUGUGUGUAUGUAAAUAACACAAACUGGUGGGGAGGGAGGGGGGGGGGUGAGGUGUCAAAAUUUAACAAAUGUCUGUGGCAAAAAAAAAAAAUAAUAAUGCCAUCCUUUCUGGUGCCAUGGGAUCUUCAGCAGGAGAUUUGAUUUUUUAUUCUUUUUGGUUUUGUCCCCUUCAUAAGUUUCGUGGCUUUGCCAUUCAAGACCAGAGUGUCAUAGCAGAAAUCAACAUGGUGUUCUCUGCUCUCUCUCUCUCUCUCUCUCUCUAUCUCUGUCUCUAUCGAUCUGUCUGUCUAUCUCACGUCUGGAUGCAUAGAUUGAAAUUAUUGAAUUCAACUGUAAAAGAAAAAAAAAGAAAAAAUGGCUUGUUAAAAAGAAUCAUAAAAAAAAAUUACCUCUGAUUAGUUGUAAGCGUAAUUUUUGUUUCUUUCUUUUUUUUUUAUUUUUAUUUUUGUUGUUUCUAUUUUUUCUCUCUCUCUGAAUGAAUGGAGUGCUUUUUAUUUUCUUACUUAGGUUCUAUCGGUGGCGGAAGACGUCUGUAUGACGAGCAGGUCUUUGCUGACUCAAGGUCCAUUUGUUAUAAAUGAAAUUCUAUUAAAAAAUGUAAGUGUUAUGAAA
Molecule: messenger RNA, 10303 nt
Organism: Hemibagrus wyckioides
Lineage: Eukaryota; Metazoa; Chordata; Actinopteri; Siluriformes; Bagridae
Product: receptor-type tyrosine-protein phosphatase delta-like
Exons: 46
Coding region: 842-6688 (1948 amino acids)
Biological process (GO): protein dephosphorylation
Molecular function (GO): protein binding; protein tyrosine phosphatase activity
Source: RefSeq, a predicted model, not a curated record